AUGAAGAGGAAUUCCUAUUAAAAAUUCACACAAAAGUCGAAAACAAGAAGAGAGAUAAUCAAUUAUAGAAAUCAAGGCUUCUCUAAUGUAAAAAUAGCAAGAAUUAUGAGUCAUAAAUUUAAUUCAAAGAUAAGUCCAAAGACAAUAGAGAGCAUCAAAAGAGUCAAAAGAAAUUCAAAAUAUGCAGAAUAUAGAUAAAUUACCAAAUCAUCUAUUCUUUCUUAUAUUCUAGAAUUUAAAACCCAUUUUUUUUAUUCCACAGAAUAAACUUAAAUGAGAAAAGAGGUUUCAGAACUUGUUUUAAACCAGUUUCCUUAACCUUUCUCUCGUUUCUCUAAGAGAACUCACUAGAAGGUAGUAGAUGGAGUCAUCAAAAAGGUUGGGUCAAUCUGCAAUAACACAUCAUCAAAAUUGCCAUCAAAUAAUUUAGAAUUCAAUCUCUUCUUCUAUGACACCCAAUCAGAAGAGUAAGAGAUGUAAUCAAUAUCCUAAUACAUAUUAACCCAGGAGAGUUAUCCUUCAUUUUUAGAAGAAUAACAAUUAUGCUGGUGA
This is a messenger RNA of Paramecium octaurelia, 552 nucleotides long. The record is from the annotation of a GenBank genome assembly. Lineage: Eukaryota; Ciliophora; Oligohymenophorea; Peniculida; Parameciidae.